Nylanderia fulva is the source of this 3277-nucleotide messenger RNA. RefSeq names its product guanylate cyclase 1 soluble subunit alpha 2 (gene Gycalpha99B). Gene Ontology annotation, biological process: cGMP biosynthetic process; response to oxygen levels. Lineage: Eukaryota; Metazoa; Arthropoda; Insecta; Hymenoptera; Formicidae. The record is from RefSeq and is a predicted model, not a curated record. Gene Ontology annotation, cellular component: guanylate cyclase complex, soluble. Gene Ontology annotation, molecular function: heme binding; guanylate cyclase activity.
GCUUUCCUCGUCGCUCUUUCCUCCCCAACGCCUCGGAGCGUUGCUCGUUGCGCCUCGGUCAAUCCGCGAGCAGUAUGGCGCUACGCGCUCCAGCACGGCAACGUACAUAGCGCGUCGUCACGUCGUGUAUUUAUCGUGCCAUCCACCGCGUCCCCAACGGGGUGAAUCCGCGCGCGAAUUACGGUUGUCGGAUUGCAGUUUAGACGUCCCGAGAAUUGCGAGAGCAACGAGACGAAAGAUACGACUCCGCGAAACGUGGUGAAGGAAAAUAAAGAGAAUAUAAAUUUUAUAGAUAAACAGAUUUCCGAGAGUUCCCCUGUGACGUGAGAGUUCUCCACGUUAAUAUGCAACCGCGUGCGCCGCGUCCGGCCCGACGGCGGUCGUAAAUGACGCCGGAUAACGUGCGCGCUAAUAGCGCGUUGCGAGGCGAAAGGCUUCUCUCCACUACGUGCAGUAAGCGAUAACGAGCGAUUGAGAAUGACGGGACCCUCGACGGACAUCAUUAACACUGGCAUCAGCAACAUUUUCACGGCGACGAUCGAGGAAACGAUCAUCAGGACUCUAAGAACGGCAGAUUCGCGGAUCGGUCUCACGUGUUCGCGCGCCGUUUAGGACAGCGAUAUGACAAGGUUGCGAAUGAUAGCGUAGAAAAGUACGAGACGUUCAUACAAGAUUCGCUAAUAGGUCCGAUCAAAAAGUAUAUACAGUUAAGGAAGAGCGCGUUCAGAGAGUUCGGGUUGCCACCAGCUGAUCGCUGAUAUACAACGCGCGGCAUGUUCAUCAUUAAUUAAUAGCGCGCGCUCGCUCUUUCAUUGAUAAUCUGGAAGAUCCUCUUAUUAGACUACAAUAAAGCGGUAUAUCUGCAAAAUGGCAUGCCCGUUCUCCAGCAGACGCUUCAAACUAGAUCGCAAGGAUGAGAGCAAGGACGGAGAUCAUCGUAGGAUUCCGAGAAUCAGGCAGGACGAGCGGACGAGCAAGCCGUCGCGACAAUCGUCGGUUCAAAUAACGUCAUCGCUUUUGGGAGAAGACGGUGAUGACCUCGAGGAUACACAGACACUUAACCUGAAACACCUAAGAGCCGCGGUGACCCUCUUGACGAACCCUUUGAACGAAGUGGUAGCUGUGGCGUUAGAAGCUCUAUUAAAUAAACAUGAAGUACCUCUUCCAACGUCGACAACAUCGUCUCUAGAAAAGCUGCUAAAUAAUGUUGACGAGGAAGAAAAUUAUAAUUUACUGGAAGACAUUUACGAGACACUGAAUUAUGAUUGUGACGUCGACGUGAACGCGUUUCUCGAUCAUCUCGGACAGGAGCUGAUCACGUGGGCUUGCGUGGGUCUCUUAGAGCGGGCCUUUCGUUGCCUUGGGAACGAUCUGACCGCCUUCCUGACCACACUCGACGGCGUAAACGACGUUGUUCAGCAUCAGUCAGGAUCGGAUGCCGAGGCAGAGUUUGUGUGCAUUGCCACACCGGAAGCGUUGGAGCUACACUUCACCACCGAUCACCCGUCUAUAGCCUAUCUGUUGGUCGGCAGUUUGAAAGGCAUCGCAAGGCAGUUCUAUAACGACAAAGCUGAUGUGUAUAUACUGCCGGAUCCCUACAAUACGAAAUUUUUUAGAUACCGUAUUACUCCGGAGCGUUACAGCGGACAGCUGGAUGCUGAUGUAGAUGACAACUGCGAUGUAGUGUCGCCCGCUUUCCGUCCACUCUCUACCGAGGCAACAGAUCUUCGUAUGGGUGUAGCAAGCUUCUGCAAGGCAUUUCCAUGGCACUUCGUCGUUGAUCGUCAACUAGAACUCGUGCAACUCGGCGUCGGUUUCAUGAAAAUUUUCGGUCACCACCUGAAUCGGCUUGGCAGGGAGAUAUCGACGUAUUUCGUCUUCACACGACCCCACGGCGUCACUCUGACCUUUCACGAGAUCCUAAAGCGCGCGAACACGCCGUUUAUCUUGACCCUUCAGAGACCGUAUGGCAUCGAUAAAUAUCCUGCGGAGGGUCUGGAAAUGAAGGGCCAGAUGGUACAUUGUCCAGAAUCAGACUCAAUUUUGUUUGUAAGCUCACCGUUCUUGAACGGUUUAGAGGGCUUAACGGGUCGAGGACUCUUCAUUUCUGAUAUUCCUCUUCAUGAUGCUACAAGAGACGUUAUACUCGUUGGCGAGCAAGCCAGAGCACAGGAUGGCUUAAGAAGACGUAUGGACAAAUUGAAGAGUUCUAUAGAGGAAGCCAACCUAGCGGUCGAUGCGGAAAGAGAAAAGAAUGUCAGUCUUCUACAUCUUAUAUUUCCACCGGAUAUUGCGAAGCGUCUGUGGCUGGGAGAGACAAUCGAAGCAAAAACAUAUCCGGAUGUCACAAUGCUGUUUAGCGAUAUAGUCGGAUUUACGUCCAUCUGUGCUACAGCAACACCGAUGAUGGUUAUUAAUAUGCUUCAAAAUCUCUACGAGCAAUUUGAUAUGUAUUGUGGUCAGUUGGAUGUAUAUAAGGUAGAGACAAUCGGCGAUGCCUAUUGCGUUGCAUGCGGCCUUCAUCGAAAUACCAAUACACACGCGCAACAAAUUGCUUGGAUGGGCCUAAAGAUGAUACAAACGUGCUCUCAUCACUUGACUCACGAAGGCAAGCCAAUAAAGAUGCGCAUCGGUAUUCAUACCGGAAUGGUGCUGGCAGGCGUCGUGGGCAAGAAAAUGCCAAGAUACUGUCUCUUUGGACAUAAUGUCACGUUGGCGAAUAAAUUUGAGUCUACGAGCGAACCGCUUCGCGUCAACGUCAGUCCAAUUACGUACCUGUGUUUAAUACAAAAAUCGGGAUUUAUAUUGGAACCGCGGACCAAGGAUAAUUUACCCAAGGGAAUGCCAGCCAAUGUUUCAGGCACGUGUUAUUUUCUAAAUGGGUAUCAACAUAGCGAUGUAAGUGCGAGUGAACCUCUCGAUGUGCAUAUUCAAGCUGCAAUUACGGAACUCGGAAUCAGUAGCAAUAUGUAGAUACUGUCCGACAUGGGGACAUAUACCGACGAAGUCGUACCACUGAUAAGUGUGUUACUUUAACGAUAUUACCAUCGAUAAUAGCAAUGACACACACACACUUGAUAUUAUCAGAUCGAUGUAUAUGGGCUCUCAAGCUGGCACUAAAGGUACAUUAAAAGCAUGGCGCUAAUUGUACGUACACAUUGAAAGAGAUCCUGUGCGGAUGCUAUUUAUACGCAGAGUCUUAGAUUGUAAUCAUUAUAUACUUAUAUUAAAUAUAAGAAGCAAGUAAAAAAAAACUCUACCAUGGACUCUCUCUCUA